Messenger RNA from Odontomachus brunneus, 3350 nucleotides. Its product is annotated as thyrotropin-releasing hormone-degrading ectoenzyme-like. Gene Ontology annotation, cellular component: cytoplasm. The transcript is spliced from 13 exons. The coding region runs from base 198 to 2897 and encodes 899 amino acids. Gene Ontology annotation, biological process: peptide catabolic process; proteolysis. NCBI's taxonomy places the organism in Eukaryota, Metazoa, Arthropoda, Insecta, Hymenoptera, Formicidae. Gene Ontology annotation, molecular function: metalloaminopeptidase activity; zinc ion binding; peptide binding. The record is from RefSeq and is a predicted model, not a curated record.
GAUACUGUUAUCGUCGUUUGUUUUAAACGAUCCGUCGAGAGAGAAAAAGAUACAAUAUUCACAAAUUAUUCUUUUUAAGGCAAUAAUUAUUGCAAAAAAAAAUUUACUAGUGCAAAUUUUCGGCAAUUAGGCACCUUGCAGAAAAAACUAUAUGCGUUAUUUUGUGAAAAUAGAUUACACAAUAUAUAGGGGCAAAAAUGAAAUUGAUAUUAUUUUUUGGAAUCGUUCUGAAAUUUAUUGUCCCGAUAGCUAGUAAAAUAUACGCCAGGAAUAUAACAAAAUGUUUGCUCGUUUCUGAAAAUUUAAACAUCUUUGAAGUAAUGCCAAUAAGAUAUGAUGUUCAUAUUAAAAUAAGACCACAACAAAGAAUGUUGUUAGGGUACACGAAUAUAUUGAUUGAAGUCAAGAAACCAAUAAAGGACAUAAUCCUACAUGCAAAAUCGAGAUACGGUUACGGAAUAGAGGAUGAACAAGAUAGUGCAUCUUAUAAAGUGACCGACUUCCAAUUUUGUGAGAAGAAAGAAAUCUUAAUUUUACAGUUUGACAAAAUGCUAGAUAAAGGAAAAUAUAAUUUUGAAAUAGCUUACAGAUCCGUUUUAAAUAAACAUGUCGAGGAAAUAUUUUAUCCUACUUGGAAUAAUCAAAAUUGGAUGCUCACGAAUCUCUACACACCAAACACGAUACGAGUAUUAUUUCCAUGCUGGGACGAUCCGAGGGUAAAAGCAACUUACAACAUCUCAAUCCAGGUUCCUGCAAAUUACGAGGUUCUUUCAAGCAUACCCAAACAGUCUUCUUCCUUUAUACAUCGUCCAUUGUUUACGCUAAAAUUUGGCAGAAGAUUGAUAAAGUACCAAAAAUUUGUUUCGAAGCCUACUCAUCUAAUAGGAUUUUUGAUAAUCAAUGAUAUUGUGAGGGAAUAUGAAAACAGAGACAUACAUUAUAUGUGGCGCAAAAUAGAUGCGGAUAAGGAAUUCACUUACGUACUAGAAAAGGCAAAAAUGGUGACAUCUUUUUUUUUUAACUCUAUGAAAAUAGACACGUCGAACCUCUCUCCAGAAAUUAACCAUGUCGUACUUCCAAAUAGUCCUAUGAAGUCAACAGGUGCACCCGGUCUUGUUGUUUACAGGGAAAAAGACAUUACGUUCGAUGAAAUUUUAGAUUUUCCGGGUCAGUUUGUUGAUGUUAUAACGUUAGUAUCAUACGAAAUGGCACGUCAAUUAUUUAUUGGUGUUGUCAGUCCGCAAUUAGGAAAUGAUUAUGUAUGGUUGAACGAAAUAUUUGCAUCAUUCUGCGGCUAUUACAUCAUGGACCAGGUAUGGUCAUCACAUCGAUUAAUGGAACUGUUUGUGGUUAAAAUUAUUCAGCCCACUCUAAAUAUCGACAUGCUCUUAGAAAGUGAACCUAUUAUAAGCAAGUCUAAGAAUAGUGAUGGAAUUGAUGGAUUACUUUAUCCUCUCCUCUAUCAUAAGAAAGCAUUCGCUCUGAUUCGCAUGCUACUGCAACUUUACAAUCGCGAUGUUUUCAACGAAGCCAUCAGGAGAUAUGUACACGAACGUACAAAGGAUAUAUGGACUAUAUUGGAAGAUUAUUAUCUACAAAACAGAAGCCGCUAUAGGAUAAAAGAAAUAAUGAAUACAUGGUUAACAAUAAAACACCACCCCGAGCUAAUGAUCCUACGUAGAUAUAGCGAACAGCGAACUAUAUCUGUUUAUUCAUUAUAUGAAUGGGUUGACAAUAGUGAAUGGAUAGUACCUGUCAAUUACAUUACGCAAUUUACUUACAAUUCUUACAAUGACUCGGAUGUUUUUUGGCUUGAUUCGACAUACGUGAAUACUACCGUAAAGUCAGGGUAUGAUAAAUCGUAUAGUCCUACAGAUUAUUUCGUCAUAGUUAAUCCAGAACAAACAGGUUAUUAUCGUGUUAACUACGAUGACAAAAACUGGAUACUGAUAUCAACUUACAUGCAAAAUAAUACCUCAAACAUAUCUCCCAUUACUCGCGCUCAACUGGUAAAUGAUGCGUACUAUUUCGCAACAAUAAGGAAACUCAAAGGUUCUACCUUCAUCGAACUCACUAAGCAUUUAAAGAAGGACACAGAUUUUAUAGCAUGGUAUCCUAUGUUUAACAUUUUGUUAGAUAUGUCAUCUUACUUUAAAUUCCCUGAGAGUAAUCAUAUCAAGGAACACUUUUUGGGACUUCUGGAUGGAGUACUUAACAAAAUAGGAUACGAAAACAUUAUACAGGAUGGUAAAAUGACAAAAUCAUUGAGACUUUUAGUACGAAAGUGGGCCUGCAAACUUGGUCACUCAGUAUGUCGAAAUGCCGCUUUAGAUCGUUUGAUGAUCUAUAUAAAUCAUCGUGAUGAAUUGGACAGAAUUCCGGCAAUGUUGAAAGAAUGGAUAAUUUGUGAUGGGUUGAAGACAAUAGAUUUAAAUGUAUGGGACAAUAUUUUAGAUAAAGCUAUAAAUUAUAAUAACAAGAUGCUUCUGGAAUAUUUGUCAUGUACUGAAAAUAGUGCGAUUAUCGUGCAUUACUUACGAUUAAUGCUACAGCCGGGUUAUUUCUCGAAAACAGAUCUAUUUAUGAGACCAAUAUGUCGUAAAAUUGUGAAAAAUCAUAUUAGCAGAAAUAUGGUGUUACGUUACGUGAUCGAUAAUUAUAGUGCAAUUGUAAUCAGGUUUGAUUUCCCUGCUGCCACUUUAUUACAUGAUAUGAUUAUGAAUGUUUACUCAUUAAAGGACCUCGACAUGAUAAAAGAACAUGCUGAGUGGUUAUACUCUCCAGCUAAGGAAGGUUUUCAGGUAUUUAUAAAUCUUCUGGAAUCAAUCAACAAAUUAAUUACAUACCGAAAAAGAUAUCUAAUAAAAGUGAAGGACAAGUUUCAAGAGUUUAAUUGAGUAAUUGAAUAAUCGGAAAUGUUUAAAAAACGUCGUCAUUAUUGUUUUCCGGAUCAAAUCAAUAUUCUAAUCACAAUAACAAUCAAAAUAAUCACUAUGCAAUUGCAGUUAUCAUUAAAAAUGCGUGUCCAACGUAAUAAACAAUUUCUAAUAUUAAGAAUAAUAAAAUAUGAUAUGUGACCCUUGGCUUCUUAUAACAUUAAACAUUUAGAUAAAACCUAUAUCUGAUGUAAAAUAAGAUUUACUCUUUUAUUGUGAUGGAAGAAAAUCGUUCAUUAGAUACGUUCAGGGGAACUUAUUUGAAGUGUGUAGAUAUAUUAACGAAUAAAUGAGAAUUAUUUUAAAACAGACUGGUACAUACGUGCUUUGUAACUGUAGAAUUAUGUAUGUACGUUGAACUGAAAUUGUUUUUUUGUUAUUAUUAUUUAAUAAAUUUUUCUGCAGUAGCUCUUA